AUGAGAUCAUUACUAUAUGCCUCAGGGUAUAUACUAAUAACGGCACUAUUACUUGAACUUGGCUCCGACGCUGCCCCUACUGGAUGUCGCGGAUGUAAAGGAAACUGUAGCGCUACGUACACAAUCAGUAACACCACUCUGUAUAAUGUAAACGAAACCGAGUUACUGUUCACAAAUGACAACCAAACACUGUAAGUUUGAAAAAGUUAUUAUGAAAAGGAUAACUUGAUUAUAGCAACCUCGAACAGGAAUGAUUCCUGUAUAUUACUAUUGUAAUAAAUAAAACUGCAAAAAACAUAAAUUAGACAAUAUGAUAUACUUCUUCAGAAAUCCAAAAGUUAACAACCAAAUUCGUUUCAGAGUACAACUGAUUGACCAAGACACCAAUCGACCCAAGAGAGAGUCAUCUGUCGAGAAAAGGCCAUGUGGUACUCGCAAAUUUCAAGUGGAACUGGUACUCAUACCCGUUUCAAUAUUCAUGAUUCCCAUAGCACUAUGUUGUCUACUCUUCUGUGUCUGCUUCUGCGGGCCCAAAGAAACAAGAGGUAACAUAAUAUCGAGUCAUUUGAAAGAAAUUACUCCUUAAUUCAGUGUUGUUAUGUUAUCCUUUACAUAAAAUAGUCCUUUUCUUCAUGGUUCUUUUUGGUGCUCUAUACUCACACAAAACUGGUUAUUACAAUAAAAUUUUUAGGCAAACUUCCGGAGAAAAUGUGGGGCAUAAAGCUGGCUUCUCAGAAUCAGAAACGAGUACGACAUGAUACUGAGGACGAACUCGACUACGGCGACGGUUACGUACAAAGAAAAGACAGCAAGAAGACCAGGUUUGCGACCAACGUGCUGGUCAUCGAACGGCGCCGAGAAAGUGCUAUAACUAUUGGAUCUAGCUCACCUAAACCAAAGCAGGCUGACGAUAAAAAGAUCACCCGAUUCAAUCAAAAAGUAGAUGUCAUCGAGGAAGACGAGAUCCAAACGACAAGACUCUAG
Messenger RNA from Bursaphelenchus okinawaensis, 984 nucleotides. NCBI's taxonomy places the organism in Eukaryota, Metazoa, Nematoda, Chromadorea, Rhabditida, Aphelenchoididae. The record is from the annotation of a GenBank genome assembly.